Messenger RNA from Dictyostelium purpureum, 1476 nucleotides. Its product is annotated as S-adenosyl-L-homocysteine hydrolase. The transcript has a single exon. Gene Ontology annotation, cellular component: cytosol. Gene Ontology annotation, molecular function: adenosylhomocysteinase activity. Lineage: Eukaryota; Evosea; Eumycetozoa; Dictyosteliales; Dictyosteliaceae. Bases 22 to 1317 code for a protein of 431 amino acids. Gene Ontology annotation, biological process: L-methionine cycle. The record is from RefSeq and is a predicted model, not a curated record.
AUAUAUAUAAUAAUAGUAAAAAUGACAAAAUUACACAACAAAGUUAAAGAUAUGAGCUUAGCCGCUUGGGGUCGUAAAGAAAUCGAAAUUGCCGAAAAUGAAAUGCCAGGUUUAAUGGCCUUAAGAAAGAAAUACGGUUCAACUCAACCAUUAAAAGGUGCUCGUAUUGCUGGUUGUUUACACAUGACCAUCCAAACUGCCGUUUUAAUUGAAACCUUAACUGCUUUAGGUGCUGCUGUCCAAUGGUCAUCAUGUAACAUUUUCUCCACUCAAGAUCAAGCCGCCGCCGCUAUUGCUGCCACUGGUGUCCCAGUCUAUGCCUGGAAAGGUGAAACCGAAGAAGAAUACAACUGGUGUAUUGAACAAACCAUUGUUUUCCAAGAUGGUCAACCAUUAAACAUGAUCUUAGAUGAUGGUGGUGAUUUAACCAACCUCGUCCACGCCAAAUACCCACAAUACUUAGCUGGUAUCAAAGGUAUCUCAGAAGAAACCACCACUGGUGUCCACAACUUAUACAAAAUGUUCAAAGAUGGUAAAUUAAAAGUCCCAGCCAUCAAUGUCAAUGACUCUGUCACCAAAUCAAAAUUCGAUAAUUUAUACGGUUGUCGUGAAUCAUUAGUCGAUGGUAUCAAACGUGCCACCGAUGUUAUGGUUGCUGGUAAAGUUGCCGUCGUUGCUGGUUAUGGUGAUGUCGGUAAAGGUUGUGCUCAAGCUUUAGGUCGUCAAGGUGCUCGUGUUAUGGUCACUGAAAUCGAUCCAAUCAAUGCCCUCCAAGCCUGUAUGGAUGGUUACCAAGUUGUCACCAUGGAAUAUGCUGCCUCACAAGCCAACAUCUUUGUUACCACCACUGGUUGUAAAGACAUUAUCGUCGGCAAACACUUUGAAGUCAUGAAAGAAGAUGCCAUCGUCUGUAACAUUGGUCACUUUGAUUGUGAAAUCGAUGUUGCUUGGUUAAAUGCCAACGCCAAAAAAGAUAACGUUAAACCACAAGUUGAUCGUUACACUUUAGCCAGCGGUACCCACAUCAUCUUAUUAGCCGAAGGUCGUUUAGUCAACUUAGGUUGUGGUACUGGUCAUCCAUCAUUCGUUAUGUCAAACUCUUUCUGUAACCAAACUUUAGCCCAAAUUGCCCUCUGGACUGAAACCGAAAAAUACCCAUUAGGUGUUCACUUCUUACCAAAAAUUUUAGAUGAAGAAGUUGCCCGUCUCCAUCUCGGUCAACUCGGUGCCACUUUAACCGUUUUAACUCAAGACCAAGCUGAUUACUUAGGUGUUUCAAUCGAAGGUUGUUACAAACCAGAUCAUUACCGUUAUUAAAUUGUUUCACUAAAUAUUUAUAUUUAGGGUUUCUUACUUUAUAUACUGUGUUUUUACAAUAAAUCUUUUUUUUUUUUUAAUAUGAUAUAUUUUAUUAUAUAUAAUAUCUAAAAAAAUAAAGAAAAAAAAAUUAAAAAAAAUAAAAAAAAUUAAAAAAUU